Pyricularia oryzae 70-15 is the source of this 378-nucleotide messenger RNA. RefSeq lists its product as uncharacterized. The transcript has a single exon. Lineage: Eukaryota; Fungi; Ascomycota; Sordariomycetes; Magnaporthales; Pyriculariaceae. Bases 1 to 378 code for a protein of 125 amino acids. The record is from RefSeq and is a predicted model, not a curated record.
AUGUGGAGCUCAACGUUAUGCAAAGGAGCGCUACGCAAAUAUACAGCCCGCCACAACCAAAUAAAAAGGGCCUGUAUUAAAUCCCUCGCCAGCCGGCCGGAGUUGAACGUCGAAUCGGAACCCGACUUACGUGGCGUUAACCCUAACCAGCACCCGGAUCUCGACCCCGAUCCCGACCCCGAUCCCAACCCCAACCGCAACGGCCCUAACGGCCCCGGAAGCCUUAUUACAACCCCUAUUCGCUCCGGAGCUCGUACGUACCGCAACGGCCUAAGGGCGGACUUUGCUGUUAUUAACGGAAUAUCUAAAUAUUAUUACGACGUCCAAAUCGUCGCAAUUAAUAAAAUUCCGCUAAUACGGGCCCGUUUGCUACGUUAA